AUGUUUAACCUACCCGGAUCACUUAUUGUUGAAGAUAUUCAAAAACAAAUUGAUCGUAUUGCAACAAAAACAAAUCCAUUUUGUCAGGCAACAUUCUAUUAUGGAAUUUUGAAUUGUGUUUCAUUUUUCAAUAUAUUAAUUUCCGAUGCAAUCGAAAUUUUUGACCAAAUUUUCAAUCAUUUAAUACGAUUAUGCCGGAUAGAAUCAAAAAAUACAUUUCAAAUUUAUCGUUUAUUGAAUCAAUAUCUAAAACUUUUAGUCGAUCAUCAAUGUAUGAUUGAAAUGGAAAUUUCAAACAACAACAAUAUUUCGAAAUAUUUUGUUACAAAUAUUUUGGAAAAAACAUUAUCCAUUGUCGAUUGUGAAUGGGAAAGUCCAAUAAACGGUGCAAUCACAUUGAUGAAAGAAAAUUAUCAAUUUUUAAUCAAAUUCAUCAUUCAAACCCGAUUGGAAGAAGAAAACUUUAUCCAACAAAUAUUAACCGAACAACUAGAAUCAGCUUCUCAAUUACCUUUUACAAGUAAAGCUAAAUACAAAAAAUUAGCAGUUUUAACCGAAAAUUUAUCAUUACAAACGAAAAAUAUUCAAUUUAAAUUGUUACCUGGAUUACCUUUUAAAAUGGAUUCAAUGUUUUCCUACAAAGUAAUUAAACAUUUAUCCAUAACAGCAAUAACGACAAGUAUUGCUGAUUAUUAUAAAUCAUCAAUUUUUUGGAUUGUUUCAUCAGCUCAAACCGAAGAUGAUCAGGAAAAAAUCGAAUAUAUACAGGAAAAAUGGUCACAACUUUGGCUAAUACCAAUCACACAGAUAUUCAAAACUGAUCAGAUACAAUUUAUGAUUGUUCAUAACAUUUUAAUGGCAUCGAUUCUUCCAUCAACAUUACAACAUAUUCCCGAAUCAAUGAAUCUUAUGAUGACAAAACUUUCUGAUUGUCCAUAUGGUCAAGUUUGUUUAAUACGAAUAUAUCUGGAAAAAUAUAGUCAAAUAUCCACUUUAUCAUCAACAUAUCAAUUACCAUCAAUAAAAUGGUUAAUAACAAUUCUUAUCAAUUGUGAUGAUAUGAUUCGUGUCGAAGGAUUAGCAUUAUUGUGUGAUGAAAAAUUAAUUCGAAAAAAUCGGCCACUUGUUUGUGAUAUUAUAUUACGAUUUUUGCGUAACAAUUUAAAUGUCGAUAAUUGUUCAUUUCGACAACGAAUGAUUCGAGUAUUGGAACGAUUCUUUUACAAGAUUAUUACAUGUCUUUGUGAUCGAUAUGGUGGUAGCCAAUCACAACCAAUCAAUGAAGAACAUAAAAAUUUAAUUUCAUUCAUUUCAAACACAUUGAAAUUAUUAGCCAUUUCUCUUUUACCUGGUUCAUCAUUUCAACGAAAAUUUACAGCAUUAAAUCUUAUUGCAGCUAUAAUAACGUUGAUCAAAAAUGGUAAUUAUCAUCUAACAAUACGAAGACUUUUAACAAAUAAUGAUCAUAAUCAACAAAUCGAACCAAUUCCAAUUCGUUUUAUGUUACUGUAUGGAAUUAUCGAUAAAGAUGAUAAAAUUCGAAGAUUAACAAAUGAAAUUCUGAAUCAAUAUUCCAAAACUUCGUUAUUAUCAUUAGGUCAAGAUGAUGCGUAUAAACUUUUUUCCAAUAAUUGGAUAGAAUGUUUGUACAUUCAUUACAGUCGAUCGUUUCGUCAUCAAGAAUGUCAUAUUGGUGGAUUAUUAUGUAAAUAUUUAAUAAAUAUUGAUCCAAUUGAAAAUAUUCAUCAUAUUUUUAAAUUGGUUAACGAUUCAAUCGAAUUAUUUUAUUCGGAUUCAUUUCGUAAACACAUGUUACAAUCAUCACAAUCUAAUCCAUUGCAUGGCUGGUUAUUAACAUUGAAUCAAUGUUUAGAUUUUGAUAAUCUUGCUCAUCAUUUGUUUGAAACAAAAUCGACAGGAGAAAAAGGUUCGACAGUUAUUCGAACAAAAAUAGUUGAACCUAUUAUCAACCUGUGUUUCGAUGUUUUGGAAUAUUUCCUUGAACUAUUGACGCCGAAAAACGAUCUUGAUAUUGAAUAUGAUGAGGAUGAUGAUGAUGAAAAUUUUUCUUCACCAUCAUUUUUAGAGAUGAGCGAAUCGAUCAAACAAAUUAUCCAGAAAGACAAAGAUUUCGAAAAUUAUAAAGAUUUUACUUCGACCAAUGAAUUUCAAUUAAUUCUUUCCAUGUGUUGGCUAAAUAUGAAAGAAAGUUGUUUUUUGAUUGCCAAUUUAUCCACAUUAUCUGCCGAUUUACUUUGUUGUUUGAUCAAUCGAACUGAUUAUGAUGAUAUUCGUGAUUUUCUUCUUUUAUCGGCGGAAAAAUUAUGCCAGAGUGUCAAUCGAAUGGCCAAUCUGAUGCAACGUUGCCGUCAUCGUGGUGUCAUCGAAGCCUGUAGCAUUUCAUUAACAAAAUUCACUCGGUCAUUUUUACGCAUUCAUUUUUAUCUUCAUCAGAUACUUGAUUCAGAUUCACCCAUACUACAUGAAUAUCGUUUGGCAAUAAAAAAUUUUGUCGAAGAAAUAUUGGCCGUAAUUACACGGCAUAAAACACAAUUGAAAACUAGUGUAACACGACGAUCGGCUGGAUUAGCAUUGAUCAUUCAAUCGGUAUUGAUCGGUGAAGCAGAAUCAUUUCAAAAAGAUAAGACUAAAUUAUCCGAUGGUAAUGGUUGUCAGAAAACUUUAUACGAUCAAUUUAUUGAUAUUUUAAUCAACAUUUCACAAUCACCGAUUGAUAAUAAUGAUGCUGAUGAAAAAACCGAUCUACAACAAGCAAAUGCUAUGCACGUUCUUCGUUCGAUUUUAGGCACAUCAGUAUUGUCACAAAUGAAUUAUAAAACAGCGGAAAUUUUAUUUCCAAUCUGUUUGAAUGGUUUUAUCAGUCCAUAUUGGCAGAUACGUAAUGCAUCAUUACAAUUGUUUGGUGCCUGUAUAACAAGACUAUUAGGUCAGAAAAAAAGAACAAAAUCUAAACCGAUUGCAGAUGAUCAUAAUGAUAAUGGAGAUGAUGAAAAUGAUAAUGGUGAUAAUAAUGAUGGCGAGAUUGAAGAAUCGACAAUUACAAUGAAUGAAUUUUAUAGUCGUUAUCCUAAUUUAUUGAAAUUAAUUUGUCAACAUUUACAACAAUCAUCAUCAUCAUCAUAUGAAGAUCAUCGUCCAGAAAUAGUUCCUGUAUUAGCAUUGACAGCUUCGUUUACAUCUUUUGCUCAAUUUGAUGAAUCAAAACAAUUGAUUGAAGUGAAAAAUUGUUUAAAAAAUUCAUUUAUUCAAUACAUUGAAUGUAAUCGUUGUUGGAAGAUCAGAAUGUUAGCAGCUAAAUCUUUAACAAAUCUAUCGACAUUAUCCGAAAUGAAUGAAUUUCUAACUAAUUCAUUGAACAAUUCGACAAUAACAUCAAAUCAUUAUCAUGGUCUUUUAUAUUGUGCCAAAUAUAUGAUUGAGCAAAAAUCUAAUUUCGAAUCAAACAACAACAACAAUGAAAUUGAAUGUUAUCGUCAAACACUUUGCAAACGUUUUGAACAAUAUUCUCAUACGAUUAAAGCUUUUUACAUUUUACGACCAUUAUUUCAAUCAAUUUUUCAUAAAAAGAUUGAAAAUUUAAAUAAUUUUACUGAUGAAAAUGAAUCAAUCGAAACAACAAAUGAUAAUAUACGAUUAGAUAGAGAAAAUGAUUUACAAUGGAUUUUUGAACGAACAUCAUUUAAAAAUGCUGAUAAUAUUCGAUUAUUAGCUGCAAAACAAAUGAAUGAAUGGUUACGAAAAAAUCAUAAUAAUAAUAAACAUGAUGUACAAACAUUGAUUCUUAUUGCACAGAUUUUAUUGGCUUUGUUCGAAGAUGAAGAUCGUACGGUACGAUUUGAAUCAUUAAAAAUUGGUAUUUGGCGAUUACCGAAAUAUUUUCUAUUUGUCAUCAAUCAUCUAUUAUUUUUACGUUUAGCAUUAUUGAUUGAACCAGAUAAUCUGGAUCAUCAAAAACAAACAUCAUUAAUUAUUGAUAAUAAUCCAUUCUAUUUACAAGAACUAUGUAAGGAAUUUAAUACAAUCAAAAUGGAUUUAAUUCAUUUUGAAUUUUAA
Molecule: messenger RNA, 4074 nt
Organism: Dermatophagoides pteronyssinus (European house dust mite)
Lineage: Eukaryota; Metazoa; Arthropoda; Arachnida; Sarcoptiformes; Pyroglyphidae
Product: tRNA (32-2'-O)-methyltransferase regulator THADA
Biological process (GO): tRNA methylation
Cellular component (GO): cytosol
Source: RefSeq, a predicted model, not a curated record